Molecule: messenger RNA, 957 nt
Organism: Colletotrichum abscissum
Lineage: Eukaryota; Fungi; Ascomycota; Sordariomycetes; Glomerellales; Glomerellaceae
Product: alpha-ketoglutarate-dependent 2
Exons: 3
Coding region: 1-957 (318 amino acids)
Molecular function (GO): oxidoreductase activity
Source: RefSeq, a predicted model, not a curated record
AUGCCACUCACCAUCGAACCCCUCCAUCCCACCUUCGCAGCAGAGAUCCGCGGGGUAAACUUCUCCAAGCCGCUGACAGAAGACGUCUUCCAAGAAAUCCAAGCUGCCAUCACAAAGUAUGGAGUCCUAGUAUUCCCAGCAACAGGCCUAGACGACAAACGCCACGUCGCCUUCGCCAGCCUCUUCGGCGAACUCGAACGCCGCAAAGACACCGGCGGGCCUUCGCGGAUGAGUCUGCCCGAGUUGACGGACCAGGGUAACGUCGACGCCAACGGCAACGUCAUCAGUUCUCAAGAUCCGCGUGCUCAGAUCAGCAAGGGAAACACGCUCUUCCAUGUCGACAGCAGCUUCAACGCCCAGAGAGCAAGCUACUCAGUCCUCUUGGCCCACGAGGUUCCCCCCUUGGAGGCGGGUGGCAAUACCGACUUCGCCGAUACGCGGGCGGCGUGGGAUGGGCUCCCCGAGGAGUUGAAGCAGGAACUCAUUUCCAAGGAUUAUGUCGCCGGCCAUUCGUUCUGGUAUUCCCGCAAAAAGGCGUGUCCAGACUUCUUUACGAAGCUCGAGCCGGCGAAGCAUCCAAUGUCUAAACACAAGAUCGCCCAGCUCCAUGAGGCCAGCGGAAGGAUGAACCUGUUUGUGCCGUCGCACUGUCACCACAUUGAAGGUCUCGAUGGUGAUGAAGGGAGGGAGAAGCUGGAGUACCUUUACCGCCACGCCACGCAGGACAAGUUUGUGGUUUCGGUUCCGUGGAAGCAAGUGGGCGAUCUAGUCAUGUGGGAUAACACUUGUACUCUCCAUCGAGGGACGCCAGUGGUCGGAGGCCAUAGGAGGGAUAUGAGGAGGGCGACGGUGCUGGAUGGCAGCCAGGAGGCUUGGGGCCUGAACGAGAAGGUAGAGAGGGACUUUACGUUUGCGGGUGAAGUUAUGGCCGACGUGUUUCGAUGUUUGUCUGGUUGA